AUGGCGGCCACGCGAAGCGCAGCUCUCAAGAUCGACUGGGUAAAGGUUACCAGCUCGCUGGGCCUUCGCGGUCAGACAGUCGCCUCCCUCCAGGCCUUCAAGAAGAGAAACGAAGACGCCCGCCGCAAGGUCCAGCAGCUGUCCGAGCAGCCUACGACGGUCGACUUUGCCGCCUACCGAUCUACGCUCAAGAACCAGGCCGUCAUCGACGAGAUUGAGAAGCGCUUCAACGCCUUCAAGCCCACCACCUACGACGUCAGCCGCCAGCUCAAGGCCAUUGACGCCUUCGAGGUUGAGGCCGUCAAGAACGCCGAGGCCACCAAGCAGGCUGUUGAUCUCGAGCUCAAGGAUCUCGCUGCCACUUUGAAGAACAUCGAGGAGGCUCGUCCCUUCGAGGACCUCACUGUCGACGAAGUUGCUGCCGCCGAGAAGUCCAUCGACGAGAAGACCACCCAACUCAUUUCCAAGGGCAGAUGGAUGGUGCCUGGAUACAAGGAGAAGUUCGGCGACCUGGCGCUGGUGUAA
Molecule: messenger RNA, 525 nt
Organism: Metarhizium brunneum ARSEF 3297
Lineage: Eukaryota; Fungi; Ascomycota; Sordariomycetes; Hypocreales; Clavicipitaceae
Gene: atp7
Product: ATP synthase subunit d
Biological process (GO): proton motive force-driven ATP synthesis
Molecular function (GO): proton-transporting ATP synthase activity, rotational mechanism
Source: RefSeq, a predicted model, not a curated record